Thalassophryne amazonica is the source of this 1578-nucleotide messenger RNA. It is a transcript of the gene il1rl1, whose product is annotated as interleukin 1 receptor-like 1. Lineage: Eukaryota; Metazoa; Chordata; Actinopteri; Batrachoidiformes; Batrachoididae. The record is from RefSeq and is a predicted model, not a curated record. Gene Ontology annotation, biological process: signal transduction. The transcript is spliced from 10 exons. The coding region runs from base 1 to 1578 and encodes 525 amino acids.
AUGCUUGGUUCAGAGAAGCUGAUGCUUCUGGAAGGUCAAGCAUUCCACCAUGUGCUUCGCUUUUUCUCUGAAGUGAAUCCGGAAGAAAAUUUUACCUGGUAUAAAAACCACACUCAGAUCAAACAUUUAUCUUCUGAGGAGGAUAGGUCAGUGCAUUACCAUGGACCUGCACUCUUUCUACUCAACAUCUCCACUGAGGAUUCUGGUACCUACAUCUGCCAACUUGAUUUCCAAGGAAAAUGUUACUACAGUUAUCUAAAGAUUAAGGUCUUCCCAGCAAGUUGCAAAAUGAACAGGGAAUUAUUCUACAAUGAAAUCAACCACUCUGGCCAGAACAAAAAGGUUCCAUGCCCACUGGAAAAAUUAUGCAAAGUUUUGACUGGAUCCUACACCUGGUAUAGGAACUUCACUCUUCUUGAAGGUGAACAUGAUGUCAAUCUGUACGUUAACAGAGCCACCAAAGAUGAUGAGGGCAUUUACACUUGUGUUUGUACCUGGACACACAAUCAACAUACGUACAACUCCUCAGCCUCCAGGAUGCUGAUGGUUGAAGAGGAUGUUUUCAACCAGAGACCAGAAAUCAUCUCUCCAAUUAUCAAGGAGCAAUUCACGAAUAAAGGUGACAAGUUAGUUCUCAACUGCUCAGUUCGGUGUGGGGUCAAUGCUCAUCGCAAUUGUCAUGCUGAGUGGAAAAUCAAUGGGGGUGAUGCAAAGGUGAUGCAAGGAUACAACACUGUUGUCAUCCCACCAAGUUCAAAGAUCACCAUCGCCACUAUGAUCCUGACAAUUGAACGAGUGUCUGCUGAUGACUUUGAGAGCAACUUUACAUGUUUCGGUCUCGGCUUGUACGAGGCUACAUCUGCCACUUUAAAUCUCAAACCGAGAGCAUCAAUGACAUUGCUGAUAAUGCAAGGACUGUGUGCGUUGUUCCUGUGCAUCCUGGUGGCUGCAGUGGUGAAAUGUUUUGACAUUGACCUGGCACUCCUUUUCAGACGAUGCUUCCCUCUUAGCAGAGGUGAUGAUGAUGGAAAGGUUUACGAUGCCUACGUUGUCUACCAGAUGCCAAGUUCAGACAAGGACUGUGAAGAGAGACUCUGCCAUUUUGUCACCAAGAUGUUGCCCUCCGUUCUUGAGAAAGAGUGUGGCUAUCGACUAUUCAUACAAGGGAGGGAUGAUGUACCUGGAGAAGAUCACCUGGAGCUGGUGGAGGCCCGUAUAAAGAAAAGCAGAAGGCUGAUGGUUAUCCUCCUCCCGGCGUCACAGUCUGGGUUGGAGAUCACAGACCAGUGCCAAAUCUCCCUGGACAACCCGGGAAGGUUUGAUUGGCAGGUGGGGUUGCACGAGGUGCUGUUCCAGAGUGACAUGAGUAUAAUUCUGAUUCAGCUUGGGGACACUGGGCCACAAGGAUACAAGCAUCUUCCACCAGGUUUGCAACACCUAAUUCGCAAGAGUGCCCCCCUCAGGUGGCCAGCGGGUGCAUGCUGUGCUGUCAUACACAAAUCACGCUUCUGGAAAAGAGUGCGUUAUCUGAUGCCUGCCAUGCCUGUCAAACAGCAUCCUUGUUCUGCUAUUGUCUGA